AUGAGUGUUGUUGAAGCUAGUGCAAGUGGUGCAAACGCUUCCAGAAGUGAAGAGUCCGCCAUUAAAAGAACAGGAAACAUUGCAACUUUUGACACAGCUACUUCAAAUUUGACAACUGUGGAUACCAAUGGCAAUGUGUUCAAGGUUCCGGAUUACACGAUAAAGGAGAUUCUACAGGCCAUACCAAAACACUGCUAUGAUAGGUCGUUGGUCAGGUCGCUUGGUUAUGUCGCUAGAGACAUCACCAUGAUGUGUCUCAUCGGUUACGCGGGACACUCGCUCAUCCCCAGCCUCGAGAUUGCCGGCCAUGAAAAUCUUUCGCUUGCGCUUCGAGGUGCAGCCUGGAUGGCUCAAUCGUAUGCCAUUGGGUUGUUUGGCUUUGGAUUAUGGAUUUUGGCACACGAGUGUGGCCACGGCGCGUUUUCCGAUUUCCAAGCCGUCAAUGAUUUCGUCGGGUGGGUGUUGCACUCGUAUUUGAUAGUUCCAUACUUCUCGUGGAAAUUCAGCCAUGCAAAGCACCACAAGGCAACAGGCCAUUUGACCAAAGACAUGGUCUUUAUCCCAUACACCAAGCAAGAAUACUUGGAGAAAAAAAAGGCGGACAAGAUUGCCGAUAUCAUGGAAGAGAGUCCAAUUUGGUCCUUUGCAGUUUUGGUCUUCCAACAAUUGGGCGGGUUGCAAUUAUACUUGGCCUCGAAUGCAACUGGCCAGAAAUACCCAGGAACUUCAUGGUUGAGUAGGUCGCAUUACGCUCCCUCGUCGCCGGUUUUUGACAAGCACCAGUAUUGGUACAUUGUUUUGUCCGAUAUCGGUAUUCUUGCUGCCUUUGCCGGUGUGUACCAAUGGUACAAGACGUUUGGAUUGUUCAACAUGAUGAUAAACUGGUUCGUGCCAUGGUUAUGGGUCAACCACUGGUUGGUCUUUGUCACAUUUUUGCAACAUACUGACCCAACAAUGCCCCAUUACACAGCCAAAGAGUGGACUUUUGCUCGCGGUGCUGCUGCUACAAUCGAUCGAAACUUUGGCUUUGUUGGUCAACACAUUUUCCAUGACAUCAUCGAGACACACGUUUUGCACCACUAUGUUUCAAGAAUACCGUUUUACAACGCCAGGGAAGCUACCGAGGCCAUCAGGAAAGUCAUGGGUGAGCAUUACAGAUACGAAGGUGAAAGUAUGUGGUUGAGUUUAUGGAAGUGCAUCAGAAGUUGCCAGUUUGUUGAUGAUGAUAACGAUAAAGCCCCAGGUGUCAUGAUGUUUAGAAAUGUCAACGGGAUAGGUGUCAAACCUAGGGACUGA
Messenger RNA from Lodderomyces beijingensis, 1296 nucleotides. The record is from the annotation of a GenBank genome assembly. Lineage: Eukaryota; Fungi; Ascomycota; Pichiomycetes; Serinales; Debaryomycetaceae.